UCGUGUCCGAUGGGCACGUGAAAGACCCCCGACAGAGAGAAGGGGAGGAAGACACAAUCCGGGCUUGAAGAUAUGGACGAUCACAGCUUGUCACACGCAUCCCCCGUGAAGAGAGAGAUCGCCGACAGCGGAAACGGUGGGAAUAGAGAAGCCGAGUACGCAGCUGCCGCGGCUGCAGCCCUGGCAAUCGGACCGAAGAGAGGCAAUGUGGCGGGAUUCCUGGUAAAGGCCUACCAGAUCUUCGACACUCCUGCAUGGUCCGACGUGUGCGGGUGGGGGGAAGGGGGCAACACGGUGGUGAUCCGCAAGCAGGUCGAAUUUGCUCAACACAUCCUGCCCCUGUUCUUCAAUCACUCCAACCUCCAGAGCUUCGUCAGACAGCUGAACAUGUACAACUUUCGGAAGGUGAUGCAAGACCCUAGCAGCGGAGAGUUCAAGCACGACCUCUUCCGGAAGGGUAACGGGCACUUGCUCCACAAGAUCAAGCGGAAGCAGAGUGCGGCAGCGGCGGCGACCAAUGGGACGGCCAGUACAUUGCCUACCAACAGCAAGUUCGAUGUGGAUGGGGCCGGUUCUAGCACGGCCCUGAUUGCCGGGGGCAUCGUGCACGAGGCUGACAAGGUCUUGGAUGAGCUGGUAGAGCUGAGGAAGUGGAAGGAGGACAUGGAGAAAACGCUGGAUGAAUUAAAACGGGAUAAACAGACCCUCCAGAGCGAGAACCAAAUGCUCAAGGGGCACGUUGCGGAGCACGGGCAACAGCAGAAGGUCCUGCAGAAGAAGAUGCAGAAGAUUGUCGGCUGCAUGUACGAUGGAUACAUGUCUGGGUUAAGAGGAAUCACCGCCCGCGGCGAUGCGGAGGCGGUCGAAGCGAAUAAGAUGACAGCUCCGGCAACGGCAGCAACAGACAGUGCACAAGGGCAGCGAUUAGCCGUGGCGGGGAGUCAAGGUGCUGCCGCAUCGACCGCGUUAGAGAAGGCGCUGAAGGAGCUGGCCGCCCUAGCAGGGGAGAACUUGUCCUCCAAGAUGAAUGCACUGGAUAUGAAAAACCCGUGGACUGCUGCAGGAGAGGGCUCGGUUUCUGCUUGUGCUGCUGCCGAUGCAACCGGCGCGGGAGGUGCCGGGGUUGCCGCUGCCGAUGGCCAGGCAAUUCCAGUCAACAUCAAGAACGAGGCGAGCGCUGGAGGUUCCGGCGGCAGGAUCAUCGGGGGUGGGUCAUUGAAGAGAAACCGCACAUGGUCCCUGCAUUCCUACGAGUGGCUUAGGGACCCUCACCCGCCGGGGUCGUUGGAAAACCAGAACGGCGUUUCCUCUGGCGUGUCUAAAGACAACGGUAACGGCAUCAUCAAGCGGGGCGAGGCGGGGGAAGAUGCCGCGGCAUGGCGUUCGUCCGAGGGCAUCGAUCUUAGCGGCACGAGCAAUGGCGACGGCGGUAACGAUGCUGCAGUUUGCACAUCCCCGGACCUCGAGAGACACAAGCUCCAGCCGAGAGCCUCCCCCUCCUGCUCCUCCUCCUCGCCCAAGUCGGAACGCGGCGGCAGCGCUCCUGUUGUGACUCAUGGCGAGGGUAUUGCAGAUGCCGUCGCUGGCACGGGCAACGAGAACAACAAGAACAGCGCUUCCUCAUCCGGCGAAAAUAACAGCAGUGCUUCCGCGUUGUCCGGCGAUAGAGACUCGCACCACGGAUCUCUCAACACGGUGUGCAGCUUUCACCCGAACUCUCCCUUGCCCGCUGGGGACAGCCUUUCGAGCAUCAUCAACGAGGCGGAGACUACGCGACAGAGCGUGGCUGCGGCGGGGGGCUACGCAGGGAACGGGGACGUCUGGGGGGGUGGCGCACUGGUCAAGACCAUGUCGGAAGGGGCCACCCAGAUGGUGAGUGAGCUGGGCGAACUCGGACAUAGACAAGGAGAGGCUUUAUCGAAGAUCGACAGCCUGGGUCUCCAGCUAACCAACCUGCUGGACCCCGCAAUCUUAGACGACAUGUUCAUGUUAGACAGCACCAAUGAUGGUGGUGCCUUCGAUGUCGAUGAUACCACCGCUGCCGUGGGCAAUGAGACACCAACACCAACAGCAGCACCAUCAGCAGUCACUAGCCCUGCCUUCGGCGAUGGCAAUGGCGUGGCAGACCCCUCCAUGAACACCUGCUAAUACGUUCAUGACGACACGUCCGAGAGAGAAAGAGAGAGAGAGAGGAAGAGAGAGAGAGAGAGGGAGAGAGAGAGAGAGAGACAGCGAGAGAGAGAGAGGCAGCCUUGGUGCGGAUGCUGAUGGUAGUGCUACUCAUCUUGGGCGUGCACCCGAGCAAAGAUCAUCCGGCGGGCCAACGAAUCAUCAAAGAGUCGUCGUUCUUACUGGGCGAGGCAGAUCUGGGCGUCAUGCUAGCCACUCCAUCUGCUUGUAUACUUUAAUUGUCGGCGGUUUUGUUGAGGGUUUUAGUUUGGCGUGCGGCUUGCUCUUGAGUUGCUCUUCACCCCAUCCCGCACGUUUGGGAAAAGUUUGAUAUUGUUUUUCGGGGAUGCGAGUUCUUGUCUGAAUUGACUUGCGGCGUCGUGCCGUUGUCGAUCGUCUUCCGACAGAUCACCCGGCAGGGUAGGCGGGAGCAUCUUCAAGCUUUUGAGGUGGGUUCGCAUGAUGACAUGGCCGUAGGACUGUGAUUUAUGCUUGUGAGUUGGGUUCGAAUCAUGUGGCCGUGGGAUGCUCUGCGAGUUUGUUGGUUGCAACACUCGAGCCUUUAUCACCAGUGACAUCACGUAGGACGUAGCGUCAGGGACGCACUUGUGUGCAGGAGGUGCUCCCAACAGGCGAUUGCAGCACAUUGGUUUCAGAUCAGGUCUCUAACGUCCGCUUGCAACUGGCUCGUUUACACGGGGGCGACAGCACGAGACCCCGAAAGUGGUGGACCAAGAGGUUCUUCACUCUAGAGUAACAUGAUAUCUCAGGCCACAAGCUGCGUUCGUUGGGAGACUCUGCAUGCGGUGAUGAGACAUCUCGGCGAAUCUGAUCAGAGAGAGCCUGAAAGAGCCUGAAUCUCAGAAAGAGCGUGCAUUCCAGGAACAAACGGAAUUUAGGAAUUUCAGGAGUCGCCCUGCCGAGAGGCGGUGCAACAACUGCACCUUCUCCGGAGAUCGUCUCCCACCAAUCACAAGUUUCGGAUUUGGUUUGUUGCGUUGUGUCUUAUGUUCUUUAUGGGGGCGGCUGGUGGAAAAUUCCUCGCAUUUUUACAAGGAGAAAAGGUUUUGUGGCACGCAAUUUGCGUGUUGGUCAACACGCCUGCGGCGGAAUUUACAAUUAACAGGCACGACCGAAGAUCCGCAGGUGGCGGGUGGCCUCAUCCGCAGUGCAGUCGAGGACGGCACAUAAGGAAUCUAUGGAUGAAUUGUCCUUUUGGGUUCGUUCAUCUAGUGUCUCAUUAAUCUGUUUUGUAGCACAACGGUGCAUGGCAUGUUUGGCGUGCGUGGGAAGGAAGCGCUCGCGCAUGUUGAGUCUCGCUGUUGGUGCAGUACCACUGACCGAUACACCUUCACUGGCGAUAAACGGGAAGUUACUUUAUCGGCAGCUCAUACAGUUAGGGUACCACCGAAACGCGCUGAACCAGUGAACGUUGUGAGUCUGAUGCGCCCGGCUUACUGUAGUGUGGUGGAUAGCUCCAUCACCACCCACACCUCCAUGUUGGCUAUGAAGCGGCCCCCAACUCCUACCCUUGAAGGGUGUGCCGGGUGGAGAUGCGGUGGAAAAAGGGGACGUAACCGCUUUGGAUGCGAAGGUCGUGGUUGGCCCGGCACCCGGCCCACUUCUUGUCUGCCUGUGGGUUCCAGUG
Messenger RNA from Ectocarpus sp. CCAP 1310/34, 3817 nucleotides. Lineage: Eukaryota; Phaeophyceae; Ectocarpales; Ectocarpaceae. The record is from the annotation of a GenBank genome assembly.